Messenger RNA from Limulus polyphemus (Atlantic horseshoe crab), 4898 nucleotides. RefSeq names its product cullin-1-like (gene Cul1). Gene Ontology annotation, cellular component: SCF ubiquitin ligase complex. Gene Ontology annotation, molecular function: ubiquitin protein ligase binding. Lineage: Eukaryota; Metazoa; Arthropoda; Merostomata; Xiphosura; Limulidae. The record is from RefSeq and is a predicted model, not a curated record. The transcript has 20 exons. The coding region runs from base 276 to 2615 and encodes 779 amino acids. Gene Ontology annotation, biological process: SCF-dependent proteasomal ubiquitin-dependent protein catabolic process; protein ubiquitination.
CUAAAAGCUGUUUUCUCGCUGAAAGAUAGGACUACGUAUUGAAUUUAGGGUCAAACGAGGAUAGGCCUGCUUUAUUAUUUUCAGCUGCUGAGUGAGGGUUUUAGCUUCUCAAAAUUAUCCACAAAGCAGCAGGCAGGAAGUAUUUUUUUUUGGAACAGUCUCCAAAUUAUUUGAUGACCUUGCUUUUAUGGAAGUUUUAAAAAACUGAAUAUACAACAACUACCCAUUUUUGAAGUUUUUAUAAAAUCUGGAUUUUCUGUUCUUGGGCACUCACUAUGUCCAUCCCAGGAACAGCUGCAUCUAAUCAGAUGGUUCUUGGUCAGACAACUCCAGGUCUCAAACAAAUUAAUCUUGAUCAGAUUUGGGGUGACCUCAAGGCUGGUAUUGAACAAGUGUACGUGCAUAAACAUGAAAGCAUGUCCAAGAGCCGAUAUAUGGAACUGUAUACGCAUGUAUAUGAUUACUGCACUAGCGUCCACCAGUCUGGGCCUAGAACAGCUGCCACAAAGUCAAAGAAAGGUCAACCUCCAGGAGGAGCUCAGUUUGUUGGUCACGAAAUUUAUAAAAGGUUAAAAGAUUUCUUGAAGACCUAUCUAGUAGACUUACUUCAGGAUGGAGUAGAUCUCAUGGAUGAAGAAGUUCUGAAGUUCUAUACCAAUCAGUGGGAAGAAUAUCAAUUUUCUAGUAAGGUCCUUAAUGGAAUAUGUGCCUAUCUGAACAGACACUGGGUAAAGAGAGAGUGUGAUGAAGGUCGCAAAGGAAUUUAUGAGAUUUAUCAGCUGGCUCUUGUGUCAUGGAAGGACAAUCUUUUUAAACCUUUAAACAAACAGGUAACUAAUGCUGUGCUGAAAUUGAUAGAAAGGGAAAGAAAUGGAGAAACUAUUAACACAAGACUCGUCAGUGGAGUAAUGCAUUGCUAUGUUGAAUUAGGGCUGAAUGAGGAUGAACCGACAGCUAAAGGACAGAACUUAUCAGUUUACAAGGAAUCUUUCGAGACUACAUUUUUAGUAGACACUGAAAGGUUUUAUACAAGAGAAAGUACGGAAUUUCUACGGCAGAACCCAGUCACAGAAUAUAUGAAAAAGGCAGAACAAAGGCUAUUGGAAGAAAAAAGAAGAGUACAACUCUAUCUUCAUGAGACCACUCAAGACAGUUUAGCAAAAACAUGUGAAAAAGUUCUAAUAGAAAAACACCUAGAAAUAUUUCAUUCUGAGUUCCAAAAUCUCUUGAAUGAUGACAAAAAUGAAGAUCUAGCAAGAAUGUUCCAGUUAGUUUCUCGAAUACCAGAUGGUCUUGGGGAGCUCCGAAGUCUGCUGGAAGCUCACAUUCACAAUCAGGGCCUAAGUGCAAUUGAAAAAUGUGGUGAUGCUGCUCUUAAUGAUCCUAAACUAUAUGUGAACACCAUUUUGGAAGUCCAUAGAAAAUAUAAUGCUUUAGUAAUGACAGCUUUUAAUAAUGAAGCUGGUUUUGUAGCAUCAUUGGAUAAGGCAUGUGGAAAAUUCAUUAACAACAAUGCUGUCACCAAAAUGGCUAAUUCCUCCAGCAAGUCCCCUGAGUUGCUUGCCAAGUACUGUGAUCUGCUUUUAAAGAAGAGUUCCAAGAACCCUGAGGAGACAGAAUUAGAGGACACCCUUAACCAAGUUAUGAUUGUAUUUAAGUACAUUGAAGACAAAGACGUAUUCCAGAAAUUUUAUAGUAAAAUGUUAGCAAAGAGAUUAGUCCAGCAUAUGUCUGCUAGUGAUGAUGCUGAGGCUAGUAUGAUUUCUAAACUAAAGCAAGCCUGUGGAUUUGAAUACACCUCUAAACUUCAAAGGAUGUUCCAAGACAUUGGUGUUAGCAAGGAUCUAAAUGAACAGUUUAGAAAACAUCUGGCAACUUCUAGUGAACCAUUAGAUUUGGACUUCAGCAUUCAGGUGUUAAGCUCAGGCUCCUGGCCUUUCCAGCAGUCUUUCACAUUUGCUCUCCCACAAGAAUUAGAACGGAGUGUUCAAAGGUUUUCUAUGUUCUAUGGCAGUCAGCACAGUGGCAGAAAACUCCACUGGCUGUACAACAUGUCCAAAGGUGAACUCAUCACUAAUUGUUUCAAAAAUAGAUACACACUUCAGGCUUCAACUUUCCAGAUGGCUGUACUUCUCCAAUUUAACACAGGAGAUAGUUUUCCAGUUCAUCAGCUACAAGAAAGCACUCAGAUCAAAAUGGAUACACUAAUGCAAGUAGUUCAGAUACUCCUUAAAUGUAAACUUCUGGUGUGUGAUGAAGAAGAUUCAGAAUUACAGUCUUCAUCGGUGGUAUCACUGUACUUUGGAUACAAAAACAAGAAGCUUCGAGUGAAUAUCAAUGUUCCUCUGAAGACUGAAUUAAAGGUUGAACAAGAAACAACACAUAAGCAUAUAGAAGAAGACAGAAAACUUCUGAUUCAGGCUGCAAUUGUCCGGAUCAUGAAGAUGCGUAAAGUACUUAAGCACCAACAGCUCUUACUUGAAGUUCUAAACCAACUAUCAUCUAGAUUUAAACCAAGGGUUCCAGUCAUUAAGAAAUGUAUAGACAUUCUUAUAGAGAAAGAGUAUUUAGAGAGGACAGAAGGACAAAAGGAUACAUACAGCUAUCUAGCUUAAUCAGUGGACACAACAGGAUUGAUUAACUUGUGCCCUAGGUAGCUACACUGCUUCAAGUUGCUGUGUGCAGACAGCAACUUGUGUCCUUUGUGCCUGUAACAUGAGUAUGACAGUUGAGGUGAAACAGGCAGAAAAUGUUGUAAAUACAUUCUAGCUUCUGGACAGUUGUUGGAGACUUGUUAAUAUUCUUUUGCUUGUUUUUGAUGCUCCUCAACAUUUGAGAACUUUUUCUGUACAGUUUUAUUUCUUAGUUUUAUGCUGUAAGAAUCAUUGGGACAUCAUUUUUAGGAUGGGUCUAUUAAAGCUUAAUAAAAUAUUGACUAAUAUUUGUUUCCAAAAAAAAAAGUAUUUAGUUGUUUUUUUCUUUGCGUGUGCAUGUUCAUUUUCUGUGAAAAUUGUUAAUGGUUUAAAAUUUAUUUAUAUUCAAACUACUUAUUUCAAAUUGCUUUCAACAUUCUUUUUAUAAGAAGAGAAGACUAAAAAACAUGAUGGUAUAAUUGAGUGAUAUACGUUUUUGUUGGAAAAGGUGGGGUUAGAAUUUCAUGCUAUAUCACCAGGAUCUGAAAUAACAUGGUGUAUCAAUAUAUAUGGAACUGAAGUAAUGACUAUGUUGAAAUAGAUAGCUGUUUUGUGAAUCCUUUAACAUAGCAUUUGAAUAAGUUGUAUUUAAAAACUUGAAAACUGUUAUAUUUAUAGUUACACACUGAGUGAGAGCAAAUAGUGUAAAUGGGUAUAUUGAUCUUCCUUAUUGCAAACGUUACUACAAUUAAGUCAGAGUUCUGUAUACAUCUAAUAAGUUUUGUAGAGCCAGAAAGGCAUUAAUUUUUUUUGUUAAGAAUUUUGGUGUCAAAAUGACAUCACUCUUGGUUAGCCAAUACAAGUAAUCUUUGUAACACUUAAUAUCUUCAUGACCAUUAAGUAUAAUUUUUUCCAUUAAUGCCCCUUGGUUUUGUUGUGGUUAGGAUAUUGUAAGAUUAUGUUUCUCACCCAAAAUAUUGAACACAAUAUGAUAUAUAUUACCUUGUAAUCAGUGAGAGACUUAAAAAUUGUAGCUCUAGUGUAGCUAGGUUAAUAAUUACAAUUAAUAAUUGUAUGACUAAAUAUUACUUUCAAAACACUUAUUGAUGCCAUAGAAACAGUAUUUGUUUUUGCAAGAGCUAAUUAGCAAACUAAUUGAAUAGUAAAACUGUAUAAACAAGGUUAUUGCACUAAAUCUGAGUUCAUUUAACAGUGCUUUUUUUUUUCUUUUACGUAAAUGGGAGGGAGAUUUAAAGUUUAAUUAUUGAUACACAAAUUUAUAAACUCAAAUUGGUUUAUGCCUUUUGUGUUUGGUAGCUGCCGUUAAGUUCAACAAUAGUGUCCUUGAAAUGUAUGGUGACUAAUGUUUUAUUAAUAUAAAGACGUUUUGUAACAUGUUAGAUACUGUGGAAUGUACAUUUAUAAGUACAGCCAAGUUAAGUCUAAACAUUGUUGAACUAAGUUGCCUGUAUAUUGAUACAUGAAACAAAUAUUCGUUGGUAUGCUGAAUUACUAAACACACACACACACACAAAUAACUCCCAAGUUGUUCGUAAUUUUUUUAUAAUAGUUUAAAAGUAUCACACAAGUGUUAUUUAUAUCAGUGAGAUUCAAAGUACAUCAAACAAACUUGUACUCUCUACCCAAAUAAAUUUUAACGUAGGCACGUGCUUUUACCAGAAAUCAACCCAGUGUGUUACAAACUAAAAAUACAGAGCAUGCCCAUGACAAAUAUGCACUGGUAGUAGGUUGCAACUUUCACACCAUUACGUUAAUUAUGGCAAGUAUUUUUUUUUAAUACAUGCAAAGGUGGGGAUGGGAGUGUAAGGACUUUGAUCCCCUGGAAGCUCCAGGGUUUUGGGCUUUAAUUAUCUGUAACUUUAUAAUAAAAAAAAGUUCAGUGACUAUCAGUUUUUGUUUUGUUUUCUUAAGUAUCUUUUAUUAUUAUUUUGCAGCAUUGAACUAUUCGGAGGUGCACGAUGAUGUGCGUAAUACCGAAGUUAGGUAUGAGGGUUGGUAUUUCCUGAACCACUAUAAGCCAAUAGAGAAUUGAGAAAAUAAUGGCUGCUGAUGUUAGCUUCUGUAGUAGUUUGCUUAUAGAUUAAUAGUGUAGGUCUUGGAAUUAUCAUUUGCACAACUUGAGACUUCUUGGCUUUUUCGUUACGAUUUUAAAAAUCUCGUGAUUUAGAAAGUAUCUUAAAAACAAAGUUGAGGAGAAACGGCCGUUUGUUUUUUUAAAUUCAGAACGUUGGUUAUGAUAAAUAU